Suhomyces tanzawaensis NRRL Y-17324 is the source of this 1390-nucleotide messenger RNA. Its product is annotated as tRNA:m4X modification enzyme. The transcript has a single exon. NCBI's taxonomy places the organism in Eukaryota, Fungi, Ascomycota, Pichiomycetes, Serinales, Debaryomycetaceae. The coding region runs from base 85 to 1296 and encodes 403 amino acids. The record is from RefSeq and is a predicted model, not a curated record. Gene Ontology annotation, biological process: tRNA methylation.
AAGAGGAGGAAGACAGAGACAAAAGAUAGACCAAACCCGGUGCGAUGUGAAUUCUAUAUUGAGAAGAAGAGGAGGUACUGUGGAAUGCAAAGAAAGGCCGACCACCGCUUCUGCUCAGAACAUAUGAUCAACGAGUCCACUGGUGAAAGAAUCCCAUGUCCGUUGGACAAUAAACACACCGUGUGGGCUAAAGACUUGGCCAUACACUUGAAGAAAUGUAAUGCUAAGCAAAAGGUGGAAUUCGAUAUCUGGUACGAAAAAGAUUUAAAUAGUGGGUGGAAACACCUGGAGAACUUGGCUCCAGCAAAUUUGGAACCUUCAACCGAGGAGGCCGAGAACGAUUCCUUUGAAAAACACCUUGAACUCUUGAAGAAGAUCAAGUUUGACCCGUUGCCCAUGAAAAUUCUGGAACAUUCAGGAUUGAACCCAAGAAUCUCAGAACUAAAGAAUCCUAAACAUGCCCUUCAACAGUCAUCGUUGAUCGGAAACAUGAAGCAGAAGGGAUUGUUGGACUCAAAUACCUUUUACCUCGAGUUUGGAUGCGGGAAAGCGGAAUUAUCUAGGUUUGUGAAUUUGUGUAUUCUUGAAGAUUUAAAGACCCUGAAAAUCGCCCAGCAUGGUAUUUACGGCUAUGGACUCAUUGACCGGGGUAUAAACAGAAUGAAAAUGGAUCCCAAGAUCAUCAAAGACUCGAGAGACGUUGAUCUUGAACCCAAAGUCAAAAGAACCAGAAUUGAUAUCAAAGAUCUCAACUUGGAUAAAUUUUUACAGGAUACAAAUGCUGACAAGGUGGUUGGUAUUUCCAAGCAUUUAUGCGGAGUGGCUACAGAUCUCACCUUGAAGCUGUUGUUGAAUUCCACGUUGUUGGAGUCUGGAAAAUUCGGAGGGGUAGUUAUUGCCAUGUGUUGUAGACAUGUCUGCGACUACCACGAAUUACUACCACAGUCACGCCAGUACUUGAAGAUGCACGGCUUCGAUAGCAUGGAGGGCUUCAAAGCUUUGAAGAAAGUGGUCUCGUGGGCGGUCUGUGGAGUUGGAAGAGCUGAAAAGAAGGACGAAAAUGGAGAAAUUGAACGAGACGAGAGCUUGGAAUCGACUGGAUCAGAUUCUAUGGAGCAUGGACUUACCUACCACGAAAGAGAGACCUUGGGGUUGACAGCCAGAAGAUUGGUAGACGAAAGCAGAGUUCAUGCUAUCAAGGAGUUAAUGAAAGAUUACGAUGUUGAAAUAUUCAACUACACCGAAAGGAAGAUAACCUUGGAGAAUGUGUGCUUGAGCAUCCGUCCACGCGUAUAGACCCAUCCGAAAUGCAUUGUCUUCACCACUAAUCGUAGGAUCUAUGCCGCGAUAACAAUCGGUAUACAGGCAGCUCAUCGCAUGCGAAAGCGAG